Molecule: messenger RNA, 576 nt
Organism: Closterium sp. NIES-65
Lineage: Eukaryota; Viridiplantae; Streptophyta; Zygnematophyceae; Desmidiales; Closteriaceae
Source: the annotation of a GenBank genome assembly
AUGAGAAAUGCAACCACGGCAGCUACGGAAGGAGGCGGGGCGGCGUACGGUGCUGCUGGCGGGGUCUCUACUGGCGGGGUCUUUGCUGGCGGUGUAUCUGCUGGCGGGGACUCUGCUGGCGCUAACGCUGCUGGCGGGGUCUGGUGCUGGCGGCUGGCGCUGGUGCUGGGGUUGGCGCUGGUGCUGAUGCCUGGUGCUGGCGAGACGGCCUGCUGGCGGGGGUCUCUGCUCGCGGGGGUCUCUGCUGGCGGGGGUCUCUGGUGGCGGGGGUCUCUGCUGGCAGGGGUCUCUGCUGGCGGGAUCUCUGUUGGCGGGGGUCUCUGCUGGCGGGAUCUCUGCUGGUGGGGGUCUCUGCUGGCGGGGAUCUCUGCUGGCGGGGGUCUCUGCUGGCGCGGGUCUCUGUCGGCAGGGUUCUCUGCUGGCACGGUCUCUGCCGGCGGUGUAGCUGCAGGCGGGGUCUGGUGCUGGGGCUGGUGCUGGUGCCUGGUGCUGGGGCUGGCGUUGGUGUUGGUGCUGGUGCUGCUGCUUGGUGCCUGGUGCCUAGUGCUGGGGCUGGCGCUGGUGCUUGGUGCCUGA